AUGGCUCGCCAGCUUCAUCAAUUGAUGCAAACUCUCCCAAUCACGUCUCAACUCGGCCUAGCAGUGAUAACUCUUCUUUUGUGUGCCAUUGCAUUGCUCAUGUGUGCUUCUCAUUCCCGUAAAUGGCAUCAUCGUUGGAUUGCAUGCUAUGGUUUUGCUAAAGAAGGUCCUGUAAUAAAUCUCAACAUUAAUGAACCAACAAUCCUAUCUACUGCUGGGAAUGGUGGUCAUGAAAGCAUGAUGAUUAGCGGUGAGCUCUCAGUGUGGAAGAAGAACAUAAUCAUGGGAGGCAAAUGUCAGCUACCUGAUUUUUCUGGUGUCAUAAUAUACGAUGCAAAUGGGAAUAUAGUUACCCCUGCCACUGCCAGAACUCCACGCCCUUUACUCACUUGGAAGUAA
Messenger RNA from Quercus lobata, 399 nucleotides. RefSeq lists its product as uncharacterized. The record is from RefSeq and is a predicted model, not a curated record. The transcript has a single exon. NCBI's taxonomy places the organism in Eukaryota, Viridiplantae, Streptophyta, Magnoliopsida, Fagales, Fagaceae. The coding region runs from base 1 to 399 and encodes 132 amino acids.